Pieris brassicae (large cabbage white) is the source of this 4016-nucleotide messenger RNA. It is a transcript of the gene 2mit, whose product is annotated as toll-like receptor 7. The record is from RefSeq and is a predicted model, not a curated record. Gene Ontology annotation, molecular function: protein binding. The coding region runs from base 142 to 2484 and encodes 780 amino acids. The transcript is spliced from 2 exons. NCBI's taxonomy places the organism in Eukaryota, Metazoa, Arthropoda, Insecta, Lepidoptera, Pieridae.
UCUCGUCGAGCCGUCACGCCAGGUGACAACUUGAGUGCCGGAACACUACAAGCCAAAAACUAUGCGUUUAAGAGCCUCUAAAACGCUCUUACAAGUGCACAAACAUCUCAUUUUCAAUCCCGCGUAAGUUUGGAGUGCGAAAUGGCGCUUAAAGUGUACUUUAUUGUUUUUAUAGUGUGGAUUGUGAACUGUAAGUGCAAUAUGUGUAAUGUGAAUCAAUGCGAUUGUCCAUUUAAUAUAACGGUAAAAGAAAGUGGUCAUCAGAUCAGUUGUUGUGACAUUCCCAUGCUGACAAAUAAGACUUUUAGGGGGGUUAAAGUAGAGUUCAGUGAAAAAUGUGAUUUAAACAAUAUUAAUUUUGAUGUUCCAAUACUCGAUACGUUUUCAAUUAUCAUGACAAAUAAUACAAUUGUAAAACUAAGAAUAAACGUCAAAGUCAAUAAUUUACGUGAAUUGAAUUUAUCAUUAAACAGGUUGAAAUAUAUUAACAAGGAUUUAUUCAGCAAUUACACGAAUCUCCGCGUUCUCAUUCUGAGUAGGAACGGUAUAAAUAAAAUAUCAACGGAGAGUUUUGUUGGUUUAACCAAGUUAGAGAAACUAGACCUAUCUGAAAACAAUUUGACUAAAUUGGAGAAUGUAUUUACGCCCUUAAAAAGCCUCCAGCAUCUAAAUUUAAGCCGGAAUAAUAUUGAGUUUAUUUUGGAGAAUUAUUUUAAUAAUUGGCUAUUACAACAUUUAGAUGUGUCCCAUAAUAAUCUAAGGAAAUUAGCGCCUGGAGCAUUGCAGUUACUGCCGAAUUUAGCACGAUUACUCCUGACAGAUAACCCGCAUUUGGGGAUUACACAGUUGGAUACACAAUUGUUAGUUGGCACAGGCCGCAGACUACAGCAGAUCGAUGCAUCGAGAACAGGAUUAUACCAAGUACCCGAAGCGUUCACACAUUCCGUUCGGUUCCUGUCUCUUGUGGGGAACCAUAUCAGCUCAAUACGCUGUGGAGACCUAGACAGCUAUCCACUCCUUCAGUCGUUAGACUUUUCGAAUAACAAAAUCAAAUCAAUCGAAGAAGACUCAUUAGGCAGACUAGAAAUGCUCCUAUUUCUGAAUUUAAACAAAAACUCUCUCAUCGUGGUCCCUAAAUCUCUGCCAGACGAAUUGAAAUAUCUUUCCAUAAAUAAUAAUAUGAUUAAAAACCUCACAUCGGCGGACUUCAAAAGCUUGCCAAACCUUCGUAUCUUGUUAUUGAAAAGCAAUAAGAUACUUUACAUUCAAGAUAACGUGUUUGACGAUUUGUUAUCUCUGGAAAUAUUAGAUUUGUCAAACAACCCACUGCAAAUGCUGUCGCCGAGCACUUUUGAUGGACCGUUAUCUCUCCGUGACCUGAGAUUAUGUUACUUGAAUAUUUCCGUGCCUGCGAAGGAUGGCACUUUUCCAAUGUCGUCCCCGGAAAGUGUGCAAAUGCUUCACUUACAAUCUAGUCCUGGCCUUGCCAGACAGUUUUUGGCUGACUCGGCCGCGCUCGCCGCCUUCUCUCAUUUACAAUAUUUGGAUCUAAGAAUGAAUAAUUUACGUAACAUACGAAACGAUCUACUCUUUUAUCUUGUGCAACUAAAGACGCUGAGAUUACACGGUAAUAAGAUUAACUGCAGCGCGGAGCUGUGGCUGUCCGAUUGGAUGAAUUGGAAUAAAAGUUUGCUAAACAAUGAAACGUGUUACUAUUCAACAUCCGAAGCGAAAGCGGAAAUAAACAAGUACAACUGUACCUUCCCUGAAACUUUCACAAUAAACGAAAGUUUGCCGCCCGUUAAUUUAUAUAGCACUGAAAUGAUAAAUAAACUGCUAAGAUAUUACGGGUAUUUAAACAAUAAAACAGAGAGGUCGUCCUUAAAACGUAAUUAUAAUAAUUUUGGUGACAAAAACAAUAGAAUUACGCUGAAUGUAAACGACACUUUUGUUUCGCGGCUUGAAAAGAAUUUCGUGAAUAAUACAAUUAGAAACAAUGAGAAAUUAGAUACUGAAAACAUGAUACAGUAUGAGGAUUAUUAUAAUAUAACCGGGAUUGUGGAAAAAUCUAAAAAAGAUGAAAAUAUCAAAUCGCUACCAGAACAUUUGAACACAAUAGUGUCCGAAAAUCCGACAUUAUCUGAAGAUAGAACUAUAUUCGGCAAAACGGGAAAUCGGUUGAUUACACCUGUGGCCACCAAAGAAUCUCUUACUAACCUGACAUUGGAAAAUCAAUACGCACUGAAUAGGAGCGCGAAUAAUACAUACACGACUCCAAAUAAUAUGGAAUAUUCUCAUUACAAGCCGCCGGACCAUUUCGCCCAAUGCUUUGGUAUAGUUUCCGUUUCGUGCUUAAUAGUGAUGUCUUUGGUAUUAUGGCUGAGUAUACGAUUGAGGUAUAAAAGGAGGCAUGCUCCGAGCGAGGACGGAGGGGGGCAGGAACAAAUAGAGGUGUCGAAUAUAUCUGGGGGUGUACUGUGGUGACAUUUACGAGUAGCCGAUCCAAUGCCAUUUGAAUACGACUCUCUUUUGACAUAGCACUUAAUUUUAAGAGAUCGGCUGCGAUGGAAACUCAUGUGAUAGGACUGGACGUAUUUUUCUAUGAAUAAGUACAAAUAGAUCGUUAAUGUAAGACAUGUAUGUUGUAUAAUUUGUAAAUAUGUAACACCUAUUUAUUUUUAUGAACUGUAUAUAUUAUCUAAGUGUAUAUUUAAUUAGCAUCGAUUGAUAUUAUAGUAUAUCGAGCUGUUAUUUAUUUCGUAUAUUAUUUAUCGGGUACAGUAAGACAUCUAGUAUAUCAAAAUAUAUAAAUAAAUCGGAAGCGCUACUACCUGCUUAGGACUUGGCCUCAGAUUUCAUCUGUUUCAUGAUCAUUCGUCAAUCUAGCCUCACGAUGUUUUCCUUCACUGCUCGAGCGAAUGUUAAAUACGCACAUAGACAGAAAAUUCAUUGGUGCACAGAUUCCACUAGGCCAAUAACAUAUAUAUGUAUAGUAAAAGAGGCAAAAUCCUGUACAUAAACAAAAAAAUAUGUUAGAUGAUGUCUCUGCAAUUGUUUGUAUUCUUUAACAUCAUUUUACUGUCAGUGUUCAGAUAUAAAAAAGGUAAAUUUAUGUAUCUUGUAUUAAUUAUAUUUAUUUUAUAAACAAGUUUGAUAUACUAUAAGAGCAUUUGAUAUUGACAUCAAUUGUGAAAACAGAUCAUGUCUUCCCUCGUAAUUCCAUACAUACAUGAUAAUUUUCUUGAAUAUAUUGAAGAUUUUUCUCUAAUCGGUUACUUAUAACAAAAACUAUAACUGUACUUUCUUAAGUGACGUAAUUUCUUAAGUGCCAAAGUUAUAUUUAUUGUAUUACCGACUGAUUCAUCGCGCUUUAAAUAUCAAGUGUCUUUACGAUCGACACUUGGUAGUUUUGGUAUUUAUGAUAAGAUGAAAAAAUGCAGAGUCUUGGGAAAUAAAAUCUUGAAGUAUAAAGCAAAAUCAAAGAUAAAAGGUAAUAAUUGAUUUACUGUAAAUUAAAUAUAAUUACUAAUUUUUUACAGUUUCGUAAGAUUGGUAUUUAUUUGUUAUUUUUUAAUUUAUACAAAAUAUGUAAACGGGCGUGUGUAUCAUAUAGUCCAGAUUCAAACUCACGACCUUAAAGUAACGCUGUCCCAUAAUAAAGCUAGUAGCUAUUGCUGUCAACUAAAUGUGUAAAACUUUUGGACUACAGUAAAUUAAUUUCAGAUUUCUGACACCAGUGGCGGUGGCGCUGUCAGGCAUUUCCCUCAGCUGACUUUUAUCGAAAUAAAUUCCUUUGAUCUCUACUGACUUCAUUGAAAUUUAUGCACAACGUAACGCGAUAUAUUUAAGAUAUCUUGCAUUAAGUAAGACAAUAAUAUUUUAAUCAACUAUAUAUAUAUACAUUAUAUUCCAGUUUGCGUUGACAAAAUUGUUAGGUUAUAUUUAGUUCUAAGUUUUGUCUCUGUAACGAAUUUAAUUGUUGUUUUCUAAAAAGUGACUCGUAACAAUUAUGAAUA